GCGCUGAACCCCAUCCUGGCGGCGGACGUACGCAAAAAGUAGCAGCUUCUAGAGAUGGCUGCCGCAGAUGGAAUGCAACAGCGGCAACAACCGAAGAAAAUAAGAAAACGGAAGUCUGGUGGUUGCAAGUACUGUUGCGUGAACGGCUGUCAUAACAACUUGAAAACUGGGAGAGGUAUUGUUCUCUACCACUUCCCCGGCAGGGAAUACCAAAUGCAACAGCGGGCAGCGUGGAUAAAAGCCGUUGGCCGCAUCAAUGAGGACGGAUCACCAUGGGAACCAACCAAAUUUUCUCGUAUCUGCAGCGAUCACUUUGUUGGUAACAAGAAGAGCACCAUUGAGAAGGACCCUGGUUACAUCCCAACUGUGUUCAAACCAUGGCACAUCCGAAAUGUCCCUGUACCAAGGAGAGGUCCGAGCUUGAAGAAAGCCAAGGCCGAGAUGACGUUCGUCAACUCCACUGAAGGUGUUGAGAAGGAGGCUGAGGGACCCCCAGAAGCCAAGCGGCUCAAGAUGGAUUUAGAUGAUGUGUUGAGCAGUGACUGUGACAUGUUCAAGGUUGUGGAUGAGGUCAUCAAGAACAUGGACCUGGAAAAGAUGUGGCAGCAGAAACUGCAGAAGUUCGCAGAGCGUCUGGGUUACAUCAACGAACUGGAGAAGCAGUUCAUCGAGAUCGACAUAACGUUUGACAAAAUGGAACGGGACCUGGCAAAACUAAAGGCAAAGAGGAGUAGAAGGCAAGCGGAGGCUCUGAACUUGCCGGAGAUCCAUUUCAUGGAUGUGUUUGUCCGAGAGGGCUCACGUUUGAUGAACACUGUGCAUACCAGCACAUUCCAGUCAAAUGAUGCUUACAGAAAGCUCGAUGCUAUGCAGCAGGUACAGCGGACAGCGCAAAAGAAAGCCCCAGUGCAAUCUGGACAAGCCAAGAGCACACAGCCAGAUGAGAUAGUCCCUGUGGGAAAGUUCACACACAAGGUUCCCAACCUGCCACCUGAGGGUCCUGUCGUACGGAAGGAGCUGGAUGUAUCGUCUAAGGUGUACGCCACCCGUAGCUUCCCAUUGGGUGUCUUCUACAAGGCGCGUAUUGCCCAGGUCAUACCGCCCUCGAGCCCAGACAGGGAGACCUUGUACAAGGUGAAGUUUGAUAGCCGCAAGUCUUUGGCCGGCAACAGCUUCUCAGCACGGCAGAUGUCUUAUGUGGAUCCCCCGUCUGUGAUUCUCCCGGUGGGGUCCCGAAUCGUAGCCACUUACUCGGAUGAGUCAUGGUCCCCACGACAGUCGCUGUACGCAGGCAUCAUUGCAGAGCCUCCCAAACCGCUCAACCGGUACCGGUACCUGAUAUUCUUUGAUGAUGGCUACGCCCAGUACGUUGCGUUUGACAAGGUCUAUUUGAUGUGUGGAACAUCGAAAGGCGGAGUAUGGGAAGACAUGCAUGAGGAUGUGCAGGACUUUGUCCGUGGUUAUCUGGAGCAGUAUCCGGAACGCCCAAUGCUUCGGAUGCAGAAGGGACAGACUGUGAAGACAGAAUGGAAGGGGAGGUGGUGGGCAGCACGGGUGAUUGCCGUUGACGCGAGUCUCGUUAAGAUGGCGUUUGAAGCAGACGAGAGGACAGAAUGGAUCUAUCGUGGGUCGACACGUUUUGCGCCGCUCUUUGCCGCGUUGCACCAUGCUGCACCAUCGCAAGGCGGGAGAGUAAGGCGGCACAAUUUGAUGCCGGCAAUGCAUCGGCAACAUCGACCAGUUGUAGAGUACACAAGGUCGAUUGACGAUCGAAAAGAUGAAGGCAAGAAGAAUGGGCAGAAGAACUUUGCAAGAAAGUCCACGACGCAAGAGAGAAAAGAUGGAGAGGUGGGUUCCACGGUGGUGGGGACACCGCUUUCUCAAGCUGGGACGAGGGAGAUACUGAAGCUGCCCAACUAUAACGAGGCUGACGAGAAGACUUUCGUGGCUCACAAUUGCUCGUCGAAGUGCAUCACGGUCGAUGAUGAUCCAGAUAAGCAUCUUGGAAUUAACCUCCUGGUAAUACCGUGCAAGUACGGCUGGCGGAGAUGUACGAUCAAACCAAGUAAAAAGAGCAGGCGCCUGGUAUCCUACACUGCACCAUGUGGACGCCGAGUGCGCGGCUACGCAGAGCUGCUCCGUUACCUCAGGGCUACAAAGUCAAAGUUGACUGUGGACUUGUUCUGCUUCGACAGCAGUGUGAAUGUGUUCUGCCAAUUUGUACCUCAAACUGUGUUGACCUCCAUCAAGGACCUCACUUACGGAAAAGAAUUAGUGCCUGUGUCGUGUGUCAAUAGCUUGGACAACACGUACCCGCCUUACGUAGAGUACUCAGCAUCGCGUUACCCAGGGAAGAACGUCGUGCUCAACCUUGACUCUGAAUUCCUAUGUGGAUGUGACUGCGAGGAUGACUGCCAGGACAGAGAUAAGUGUGCUUGCCAACAGCUGACUGUGUCUGCCACUGAAGCCCUGCCAUCGGGACGCAACCCGGAAGCAGGCUACAAGCAUCGUCGCCUUCCCGAGCCCCUCAUCACGGGAGUCUACGAAUGUAACGUUAACUGCAAGUGCUCCAAGGGUUGUCUCAACCGUGUGGUGCAAAACGGGCUGCGGACUAGACUGCAGGUCUUCAUGACCGAGAGGCGUGGCUGGGGAAUACGCUGCCUGGACGAUAUUCCACAAGGCAGCUUCGUGUGUGUAUACGCUGGUCAGCUGCUCAAUGAGCAAGGUGCAAAUGAGGAUGGGAACCAGUAUGGCGAUGAGUACUUGGCCGAGCUGGACCACAUUGAGGUGGUUGAGAAACAGAAAGAAGGCUAUGAGAGCGACGUUGUGGAACCUAAAGGAUCUGAUGAAGAAUCUGAUGACCAGGACACCGGAGCUGUGACUGAUUAUGAUGAUGCUAGUGUGGACGAGGACGAACUCCAGGACUCUGACUCUGAUUCAGUGUGUGACCUUGACGAGGCGGUAGCUGAGGCGGGAGUGAGAAAGAAGAGUGCAAGGAUAUGCAAAAAGAAGCAGAUGUUGAAGGAUGAAGACUCAUCUGAUAGCAGGAGCAAAUCGAGCAGCGACAAGAAGUCAUCUGACAGUGAAUUGAGAGACAGGAAGCAUGAUGAUGAGUCUAGAGAUUCUCAGCAUUCACAGGACUCCAGGAAUGCCGAUGACAAAGGUGACCAAAGCGAGGCCAGUGACAAUGGCAGAGAGAAGGGAAGGCUGCAGUUGAAGAAGACUCAGAAGUCUGGAGCAGAUGGAGCAGUUGCUACGAAGAAGAGUUCAGACAGCAAAAGCAAAGUGGGCCCCCUGGAUAGCCCGACCAAAGUCCCAAAUCCUUCCAAGUAUCCCCCAACACGCAGUUUCUUUAACGAGGAAUACUGUUACAUCAUGGAUGCCAAGAACUGCGGUAACAUGGGGAGGUACCUCAACCACAGCUGCACACCAAACGUGUAUGUCCAAAAUGUCUUUGUAGACACCCAUGACCUGAGGUUCCCAUGGGUAGCCUUUUUUGCUGCUAGGUACAUUCGUGCUGGAGUGGAGCUAACGUGGGACUACAACUAUGACAUUGGAAGCGUUCCUGGUCGCAUCAUGUACUGCCACUGUGGAUCUGAAGACUGCAGAGGUCGCCUCAUCUGAGAUUUUCCACUGUCUGAGGAGUCUCGAGUGUAAAAAGUGUACAUAACGGAAAAUCAUCUAUCAUCCACAUCAAUCUAUUGCACCAUAUGACAAAAACUGGGCACGCCCAAAUGGCUGUAAAUUUUGCCCUUUUUUGUCCUUUAUUUGGAGCACAAUGCGUGUGAGGCAUAAACUGGUAUACAUUCAAAGGCUAUUAAAACUGUUUUGUUAUGAACAGAGAUGAACAUCUGGUGUACAUGGAUAACAUCUUGUGUCAUAGCCAUCACUGGUGCUGGUGUCAGCAGUUUGCCCCCAUGUAUCUGGAUCUCAUUUGUAGAAAUGUUGCUGUUGAUGUAGUACAGAUACCAGUGCUAAACUUGCAUGAGCACUGUACUUACUGGAACAAUUUUUAUUAUUUAUUGUCCAAUGUUCCUUGUUGGACGUUUGCAUGGGUGUCCAAACUGUUUUGGCUCCUGUUUUGAGACAUCACUGCCACUGAGGAGCUAUUCCGUUGUAGAUAAUUCCUUUCUUUUUGCAUGUUGUAGAAUGCUCAAUGUUCUUGAAUGUUUUUACACAUUCUGACGUGCUGGAAUAAAAUGUGUUUUUAACUGAA
Ornithodoros turicata is the source of this 4216-nucleotide messenger RNA. RefSeq names its product histone-lysine N-methyltransferase SETDB1-like (gene egg). Gene Ontology annotation, molecular function: DNA binding; zinc ion binding; protein binding. The record is from RefSeq and is a predicted model, not a curated record. The coding region runs from base 55 to 3624 and encodes 1189 amino acids. Gene Ontology annotation, cellular component: nucleus. Gene Ontology annotation, biological process: heterochromatin organization; negative regulation of gene expression. The transcript is spliced from 16 exons. Lineage: Eukaryota; Metazoa; Arthropoda; Arachnida; Ixodida; Argasidae.